Chara braunii is the source of this 1371-nucleotide messenger RNA. NCBI's taxonomy places the organism in Eukaryota, Viridiplantae, Streptophyta, Charophyceae, Charales, Characeae. The record is from the annotation of a GenBank genome assembly.
GCGUAAGUCUUGGCAAACUUCGUCCCCGCGGUUUGACCUUUCAGUGGAGGUUUUCGGUGAUGCGAAGUGCGAAUAUGGUGAUGACGAUGGGAGGGGAAGUAGAGCCCAGAGGCCGGUCUAGAAGUGGUCUCUUAUACACAUCUAGAUGUGUAUAAGAGACAGUGAUGGCGCUGCUGACCCCGCGGGAGCUGCUAAUGAGUAUGCGUAUCAACCAUCUGCGGGAUCAAGCGGACAUAGACGACCUCGACAGAGAGGGUGACCUGGAUUGCGCCGCAGAUAAGCGGGUGGAUGCUAUUACCUCGGCGGGCGGGGCGUGCGUAGGAGAUAACAAAGCGUCCUUAGAUGCAGCUAACGAGUGCAAAUGGUUUGGAGAUUACGACUAUGCCGUGGAGCUUGUGUCUUGUGGAGGGGAUAAUCCUUUUGAUGGGUGGGGCGGCUCUUCAUGUGGGGCAGGAUGGCCUCUGGGCCCACGGUGUACGGAGGGACUGGGGGAGACUACACAGGACCACGGAACUUCACAUUCAGCAUUGUGGGGGGUAAGGGCCAUUGACGAGAGAAAUGACGGGUGUAGGGAGUUGCGACCACAGGAGCGUGAUCCUGUGGAUGAGAUGCAGGAUUUCCUGUACGAGGAGGCUAGGCGAGCAGAGGCGAGGGGCGGAGAGGAGGGUGGAGCCACAGGGACAGCACCAGAUUUGUCGGGAGAGGAGGUAGUUUCGACUGCGCGAGGGAGUAGGGCCGCACACCAGCAUGAGGCAGACGCACGGGGGCGAGCGGGGAAGAGGACAGUCGUGAGUGGAGACGAAGGAGUGCCGCAAGCGCGCAAAAGACAGCGGCAAUCGAGAUUGGAUGAGGUGUACGAUCCAGAUGACAGCCAGAUGCGUGUCAUGGUGGGUGAAGCACGACGCAUGCUUCCUAGAGUUGCAGAAGAUCUCUGGUCGUGUGAUGCAUAUGUGGACGCCGCCUCUCCUGCUGAGAGGAAUUGGAGAGAGCAUAAGCGCAUCCAUACGGCGAAGCGCAAUAAGCUCAGGUUCAGGAAGGUCGCGCGGUUAGUUGAGAUUGUAACAAAUCUCAAACUACUUGGAUGCAACGAGCGGAGUGGGGCUUGCGCUCUUCCGUGGGGUCACCUGACGACCUUGGCGCAGGCGCAUUCGAAGGAGUACACCCACCCUCUGGACGACGACUUGGAUGUGGAGGAGGAUCGUGAGCCCGAGGAUUGGGAAGCGAGAGCUCAGUCAGCAGUGUGGACACAAGAGAUCAGUGCACAACUUCGUCGCUUCCAGCAGUAGGGUUCUCGUCGGCCAGUGGGGGUUGCAGAGGUUUUUGGUGCUAGAGUCGUGAUACUCCAUCCUUACGACUACGUGCCUCCACCGC